Messenger RNA from Zymoseptoria tritici IPO323, 1692 nucleotides. RefSeq lists its product as uncharacterized. The transcript has 2 exons. Gene Ontology annotation, cellular component: cytoplasm. Gene Ontology annotation, molecular function: carbon-sulfur lyase activity; pyridoxal phosphate binding. The record is from RefSeq and is a predicted model, not a curated record. Lineage: Eukaryota; Fungi; Ascomycota; Dothideomycetes; Mycosphaerellales; Mycosphaerellaceae. The coding region runs from base 1 to 1692 and encodes 563 amino acids. Gene Ontology annotation, biological process: transsulfuration.
AUGGCCGACCCCUCCACCCUUCAACCCACCCUCCCCUCUCCCUCAACCCCCUCAACCUCCCUCUCCACCCUCACAAUCCACGCCGACGACCCCUCCAACCACCUCACCGACGUCGCCCCACCCCUCCACGUCUCCACCACCUUCCGCUACUCCCGCGACCCCACGAAACUAAACCCCCUCACCGACGAACAAAUCGCCGCCAACGCCGCCGCCCAAGGUCCCGGCUCCGCCGUCCCAGCUGACGCACACAUCUACUCCCGCGUCUCGGCGCCCAAUACAUCCCGCUUGGAGCUCAUCUUGACGUCCGUGCUGGGCCAGCCGAGUUUAGCAUAUGGCUCCGGCCUAGCGGCCUUCCACGCAUUGCUGGUGUGGUUACAUCCCAAAGUCGUGGCGAUCGGAGACGGAUAUCACGGCUGUCAUGGGGUGUUGAAACUCUACCAGAAAUUGACGGGGUGUAAGAUUGUGGACCUUCACGACGAAGGGAGCUGGGAAGGGUUGGGAAAGGGGGAUGUGGUGCACUUGGAGACACCGGUCAAUCCUACAGGGAAGGCGUUUAAUAUUGAGCGGUUUGCGGAGCUGGCGCACGCGAGGGGAGCGUGGUUGACGAUCGAUGCGACGUUUGCGCCGCCGCCGUUGCUGGAUCCGUUUAAGUGGGGAGCGGACUUUGUGAUGCACUCCGGGACGAAGUAUUUUGGUGGACAUUCGGAUUUGUUGUGUGGAGUGAUUGGGGUGGGGAAAGGGAGGGAGGGGUGGGAGAAGGAUUAUUGGGGAUUGUUCGGGGAGAGGAUUUUCCUUGGGUCGGCGGUGGGGAGUUUGGAAGGGUGGUUGGGGGUGAGGAGUUUGCGGACGUUGGAGUUGCGGGUGAUGCGGCAGAGUGAGAAUGCGGGACGGUUGGUCCUGUGGUUGGAUUCAGCGGUCAGAGAGGGAGGAGACGGGGUGAGCAAGGUGGUGCAGAAGGUGGAGCAUGCGAGUUUGCAAAAGGAGGAUAUGGAGUGGUUGAGCCGCCAGAUGCCUAAUGGCUUCGGGCCGGUGUUCAGCGUGUGGAUGAAGAGUGAGGAGUUGGCGAGACGGUUGCCGAGUAAAUUGGAGUUUUUCCAUCAUGCGACGAGUUUGGGAGGGGUGGAGAGUUUGAUUGAGUGGAGGAAGAUGAGUGAUCAGAGUGUGGAGGGGACUUUGAUGAGGAUAUCGGUGGGGAUUGAGAAUUGGGAGGAUCUGAAGGGGGAUUUGGAGAGGGGGUUUGCGAGGUUGGUGGAGGAGGAGGAGGGGAAGACAGCACUACCGCACCUCUCCCAUGCAUCCAUCCACCCUGCCUCAUCGUCAAAACGUCCAUCUCAGCCCUCACCCCCCCGUCCUGCCCUGGAUCAACAACUAAGAAAUCACCAACGCCACAAACAUUGCCCAUCACCUCCACCCAAAUCCACCCAAAUCCACACCUUCUCCUCCGCCUCCCGCACUCACGUCCAAGCCGCCCCCAUCGCCUUCCCAACGUGGCGCAAAACCAAACCCUCCAUAAUCCGCUCCAUUCUCUCCCGACACCCUCUGCCCUACCAUCCUCUAUCCACCUCUGCUCCACCGAACUUUUCUCCCCGCUCGUCCCCCUGCACCCCACCACCUCCUCCGUCCACGCCAGCUCCCUCGCCAAUGACACCUCCUACAGUCUCACCGCGGCGGUCUUCUUCACCCGUGAUUUAG